Hippoglossus stenolepis (Pacific halibut) is the source of this 3315-nucleotide messenger RNA. RefSeq names its product guanylate cyclase 2g (gene gucy2g). The record is from RefSeq and is a predicted model, not a curated record. The transcript has 22 exons. Gene Ontology annotation, molecular function: peptide receptor activity; protein kinase activity; ATP binding. Lineage: Eukaryota; Metazoa; Chordata; Actinopteri; Pleuronectiformes; Pleuronectidae. Gene Ontology annotation, cellular component: membrane. Gene Ontology annotation, biological process: receptor guanylyl cyclase signaling pathway; cGMP biosynthetic process; intracellular signal transduction. The annotation marks the transcript as partial.
GCUGCUGCUGCUGCUGCUGCUGCGGCUGACAACAGCACAAAUGGCUCUCACCCUUACAAGCUGAUCAUUGGCUUCCAGGCUCCCUGGAACAUGUCCUUCCCUUUCAGCGCCCAGCGCCUGGGCUCGGCCAUACAGAUCGCCGUGGAGAAGGUGAACACCAAUCCUGCCUUCGUGGGCAACUUCAGCGUGGAUUUUGUGUUCACGGACACAGACUGCAAUCCCAAACUGUCCCUGGGAGGAUUCAUCCACCAGGUGUGGAAGGAGAACGUGUCCGCACUGUUCGGUCCAGCUUGUCCAGGAGAGGCCGAGGUGACUGGUCUCAUCGCCUCGGCGUGGAACAUCCCCAUGUUCGGGUUCGUGGGACAAUCGUCCAAAAUCGACAACAGCGGCAUCUAUGACUCCUACAUCAAAAUCGUGCCCCCUCUGAAAAGAAGCUCGGAGGUGCUGGUGAAGACGCUGGAGUUCUUCGGCUGGAGUCACGUGGCGAUGAUCGGAGGAGGACUGGAAUCGAACACCUGGGACAAAGUGGACGCCUUGUGGAAAACGGUCGAGGAUCCGCUGAGAGCCAAAUUCAAACUGACGGAAGCCGUCCAGUUCGACACCAGCAACGCUCAGCUGGUUAACAGAAACAUCAAGUACAUCUCAACAGUGGCCAGAGUGAUCGUGGUGCUGUCCAACAGAGAGGACUCCAUGACUCUGCUGCUGGAGGCCGAGCGACAGGGGCUCAUGAAAGGAGACUACGUCUUCUUCCUGGUGCAGCACUUUGAAGUCAGUGGAGGCGUGGAUAACUUGUGGAAAUAUGCCCUGAACAGCUCAAUGAACCAACGCUCACGGAAAGCUUUUGACAUGGCCUUCAUCAUCGGCCAGAAAUCCUACGAAGGCUACGAGUACUACGACUUCUUUGAGCAGGUGUUCCAAAGACUGAAAGGAAACCCAUUCAGGAGCAACCUGACAUCUGCAAGAGAGGUGAGCCCGUACUCGGCCUACCUGCACGACGCAGUGCUUCUCUACGCCAUGGGGCUGAAGGAGACCAUCAAGGACGGGAAAGACCCUCACGACGGAAGGCAGCUGCUAAAGAGGCUGAAAAAUAAAAACAACAUUCGGUUUUACGGUGCGUCGGGACUGGUCCACUUUGACGAGGAGGGGGAGAGAAAUCUGGACUAUUCCAUUUAUGACCUGCAGUACAGAGGCGACGUCAUCAAGUUUGUGCCCGUUCUGAAUUUUGACAGCGAAACCAAAACUAUUCGGCCAACGUCCCUGUUUGCCUCUGUGGUUUGGCCCAAUGGACGAAUUCCCUCAGAUAAACCAGAGUGUGGCUUCAACAACGAAUUCUGUGAAUGGCUGAACAACGACAUCGCCCUGCUCGCCCUGCUGGUGACCUUCCCCCUCAUCGGGGUGCUGGGAGUUUUGUGCAUCGGGUUCCUCAGUCUGCAGAAGUUCCGGCUCCAGACGAGGCUGGACGACUCCUGCUGGUGGCUCAUCGACUACAGCGACAUCACCAUCAUCAGGGAGCUCUCAGGAAAUCAGGCUUUAUCCCUGACAACCACGGGCAGCCAGAGUGGCAGCGGGGGCACUAAGUCCAUCUUCUCCAACAACAGCUACGGCCUGAUGGACAAGGCAGGGAGAGAACACAUCUUCACCACCAUAGGUCUCUACCAGGGGAAUCAAGUGGCCAUCAAGUACAUCAAGAACCCUGUGAGCUGCAAUUUCCAGAAACCUUCAGUUAUCAGAGAGUUCAAUGUGAUGAAAGAGAUGAAGCAUGAGAACCUGGUGCAGUUCUUCGGUGCGUGCAUCGAGCCGCCCAACGUGUGUUUGGUCAUGCAGUACUGCAAGAAAGGCAGUUUGAAGGAUGUUUUGAAGACUUCAGAUAUUGAGCUGGAUGCGAUGUUUAAACUCUCCUUUGCUUAUGACAUUGUAAAUGGAAUGGAGUUCAUUCACAAGAGCAGCCUGAGAUUUCAUGGCAACCUGCGGCCCAGCACGUGUCUGGUGGACAGUCGGCUGCAGAUCAAACUGUCUGGCUUCGGAUUGUCGGAGUUUAAAAACAACAUCAUGCCAGUGGAGACGAUCAAUUAUCAAGAGAUGUACUGGACCGCCCCCGAGCUCCUGAGACAAAUCAGCCUUGUGACCAACGGGACGCCCAAAGCUGACGUCUACAGCUUUUCCAUCAUCAUGUGGGAACUCAUGUACAACUCAAAGGCUGGUCCAUACCCUGACGUCAACCUGGAGCCCAAGGAGAUUAUCACGCAGUUGCGGACGCCUUUCCAAGGGGAGCCGCUGCGACCAUGGCUGUCCGACGAGCUGUGUGAUGAGAGCAUCAACUUACUGCUGCACGCCUGCUGGAGUGAGAACGCUGACCACCGACCUCCAUUUGGCUCGAUACGGAGACAGCUGAGGGACACCAGCCCGGACAGUCACACAAAUAUCCUGGAUAACAUGGUGGAUAAGUUGGAGAAAUAUGCAAAUCACUUGGAGGAGGUGGUGGAGGAGAGGACCAAUCAGCUGACAGCAGAGAAGGCCCGUGCAGACAAGCUUCUCUCCAGCAUGUUGCCAAGGUACAUCGCAGACCAGCUGAUGGCCGGGAAGUCGGUGGCGCCGCAGAGCUACGAGAUGGUGACCAUCUUCUUCUCCGACAUCGUGGGCUUCACCUCCAUGUGCUCGGUCAGCUCUGCGAUGGAGGUGGUCACGUUUCUCAACGACCUCUACAGCCUCUUCGACGACAUCAUCAAGAUGUACGAUGUCUACAAAGUGGAAACGAUAGGCGAUGCGUACAUGGUGGCCAGCGGGCUGCCCAUCAGCAACGGCUACGAGCACGCUGUGGAGAUCUGCACGAUGGCGCUGCAUUUCCUGAGCGCCAUCAAGGUCUUCAGGAUCCAUCACAUGCCCACUGAGAGUCUCGCCAUUCGCAUCGGGAUACACUCCGGUCCAGUGGUUGCAGGAGUGGUCGGCACCACCAUGCCUCGCUACUGUCUGUUUGGAGACACGGUGAACAUGGCCUCUCGGAUGGAGAGUAACAGCCUGCCCCUGAAGAUUCACAUAUCUCAGUGCACGGCAGACAUUCUGGUCCAGGUGGGAUCGUUUGAGAUGGAGGAAAGAGGAGAAAUCGAAAUGAAGGGCAAAGGGUGUCACAAGACCUACUGGCUGCUGAGCAAAAAAUACUUCAACCCUCCUCUCUUUGCUCAUGGCUCUCCACCGGCUGAGGGUUUCAAACUACACACCGAGAAACCAUGUGUGACCAGGUCCACUGAGAAACGAGCCCACAAGAUCCUGAACAAAGCUCACAUGACGGACAUCGAGAAUCCUACCGUGCACAUUUGA